Molecule: messenger RNA, 1716 nt
Organism: Hypoxylon trugodes
Lineage: Eukaryota; Fungi; Ascomycota; Sordariomycetes; Xylariales; Hypoxylaceae
Exons: 1
Coding region: 449-1540 (363 amino acids)
Source: RefSeq, a predicted model, not a curated record
UGCCCUGACUUCUGCGUCCGUUUCUGUUUCCGUUUCCGGUUCAACAUCUGCUUCUUUAACAUCCAACUCGACGAUAUCAAGUACCUUAAGCGUCAGAUCUUCGGUUUCGGAAACCAUAUCUGUACCAACGACGACUACUUCCGCGACUACUAUUCUCAGUGGUACCGGGCAAGCCUCGCACUCGUCGGAAUCUGCCUCGACUAUAGAAACAACAACUUCGGGCCGGGGAUCAUCACUUACCCUCUCAGUUACGACUUCAGUAUCAACAACGACGGGUACGAUAUCCACAAUUGUGACUUCAGAUAUUCCGGUCUCUGUUCCCUCGAAUACCUCUAGCAUUUUGUCGACCACAGGCUCGCAUGUAUCCGGAAGAUCGUCUUCAAUAUUGUUGUCAACAUUCACCACUUCGACUAUUUCCGGCUCGGCUACAAUUCCAUCAGGGAACCCGAUGUCCAGUAGCUCUGCGCGUUGGACAAACUCGACGUGUAUUUCGGAAUCGACAUCAACCAACCCGGCCAAUGGACAGACCACGGGCUCAUCAACCAUGUUGAAUCCGACUGCUCCCACAUCGGCCUCACCAUUGACAUCUUCGGGCAUUAUUGUAAUCAACUCAACAACAACGUCGGCUGGAUCAUUACUCACCUCUUCAGGAUCCUCAUCUGAUCCCACUCCAGUUACGCCCAUCACUGUAAGCGGAAUCACCCCAAGUGACACAACAUGCGUCGAAACUCCGACCGGCAGCUCAUUCCACUAUUUCCCCAACUCCACCAUUCACGAAGUCACCCCAACCCCCCUGCCCGGCGGCAGCGGUAGUGGGUACCUCUCCACCGGCGUUCCGUUCCCGUUCCCAUCUUCUGCACUCAACCACACCUUUAGCAAAUCUACGUCCACAUUUGGAUCACCAAUCUCGACCUCGUCCAACAGCGACCCCUCUUGCACUUCAGCCCCUGCAAUUGACUCCACAGUCGAGAACGGGGACUUUGAGACCGGACUCUCGCCCUGGAGCGUUGACUUAGUCGAUAUUGUAUCAACAAGCUACAAGGUCACAGGUCCCGGCGCCGAUGGGUCCUGCGGCGCAUUCCGUGUUGAUAUGAGGCGGAACCUACAGACGGAUGACUUGCGCGCAAAUCUACGACUCGUCAGCCCAUUAAUCGCGCCGCCGCAACCACCCGGAUCGAAGUGGGUGGUUUCAUUCUGGGUGCGCUUUGGAACCGGCUCUUUUACCAACUUCACCGAAAACUACGAUGCUAGCGACGGCUCCUACGUCAAUUUGUACGCCAACGGAGCUGUAGCACACCGUGUAGACGCCACAAGCGUUGAUACUGGUGGAAACUGGACUCAUGUAAAAGUCCCGUACCUGACUGCGAGCAACGAGCGCAUGCUUCAGCUCGUGUUCUCGUUUGCGCUGGGGGAUAAGGCGGAGACGAAUGAGGUGUGGAUUGAUAGAGUGGCUAUGGAUGCGGUUACCGAGACUAGUUCCACGGCUGUUGGACCGGUGAGUGCCGGUGUGACUUCAAAGCCUGUUGUAGCUCAGGGGUAGAGGGCUAGAUUGUAGACAGUUUCUGUUUUUGGUGUUUGUUUGUAGGAUAAGACUUUUUUGUAUACUAUAUUCAUAUUGGGAUAUAUUAGAUUGUGUAGGAUAGUUUUGGUUAGUUCCUUUGUUAGUAAUUUUCCUAUUGUCCCUGUAAUAUAACCCUAUAAAAAUCCAAAUUGUCG